CAUCAGCUAAUUGAAUGUCUUCGAAACUCCUCCACAAAACGAAGGGCCCAGAUUGAUUCAAUAAACACACGUGUAUGUCAUCGGGAAACCCAACCGCGAGUUUUGCUCAAUAUGAGGUUCAUUCUAUCAUCGCCUUGAUGAGAAAAGAUCGAGUGCUCCUCACUCACCCUAUUCCUCUCUCUUUCGAAACCGUCCUUCACUCUCCGCCGUCGUAAACAUCUCCCCGUUAGGGUCCCGACCAUCUCGGAGGGUACGGAUCUUGAAACCUUCUCGAACCAUCUAUGCUAUCAAUUUUUUCACCAUUUUUCAAGGAGUUGUUUGUGAGGCACCUCUUUGGGAUUUUUCACUUGAAGUCAACAAUAAAUCUAUAGUGGAUUUUUCCGGAAAAUUUUUCACCUGCAAAAGUUGAAGCAAAUGUCUUUACAAAACAAGGGAUUCUGGAUGGUAAAAGGAUCUGGACAUGUUAGUGACAGGGAGCAAGUAUUUGAUAAUCCUUCCAAAAUUGAACCAAAACGGCCUCAUCAAUGGUUAGUUGAUGCCACUGAAUCGGAUUUUUUGCCAAACAAAAAGCAAGCAAUAGAAGAUGCAAAUGAAAAAUCUAGUUCAGGAUUUUCAAAUGUAAAUUUUACUCCAUGGGAGAACAAUCACAAUUUUCAAACAGUCCCAAACCAGUUUAUUGGUCGAUUAUUUGGGUCUGAAACUAGGCCUGUCAAUUUCACUGAAAAGGAUACAUAUGUUUCGCCUAAUGAUUCUAAUGUGAGAUCUAAGAUGAUCGCCAACCAUUAUGGAAGUGAUGCAUCUUUUGGCUUGUCUAUAUCUCAUUGUUCUGAAGAUUCUGAAGCAUGUAUGAACUUUGAGGGAAUCAAGAAAGUCAAAGUAAACCAGGUUAAGGAUUCUGAUGGUGUACAAGCUCCAGAGGGACAUAAUUUUGAUCUACAUCAAGCCUAUAAUGGUGAAGUUGAGACAAGAUCUGGAUCAAUAGGGCAAACCUUUGACAAGAAUGACAAUGCCACUUUAAUGGGACUCACUUAUGGCAGAGGGGAUGCUCAUAAUGCUCAUAUCGGAUCAUUUGGUACCCCUUUUGGUAAAGGAGAUAACACAGUCCUAUCAAUUGGUGAAUCCUAUAAUAAAGAUGCAAAUAUAAUUUCUUUUGGUGGGUUCCCAGAUGAUCGGGACAUUAUCUCUGUGGGCAGGGCUGCUGCAGAUUAUGAACAAUUAUAUAAUCAAUCAUCAGUUCAUGUGUCAACAGCUGCUCAUGAGAAUGAGUUGGAUGCAUCAAAUGCUGAUGCAGUUGCAUGUUCUCCUUCGGUGGCAACAAUAAAGUCUGAAUCUGUGUCCAAGAAUAAACAAGAUACCAAAACAAGGAAAGAAUCUCCAAACACCUUCCCUUCUAAUGUCAGGAGCUUGAUAUCUACUGGUAUGCUUGAUGGUGUUCCUGUGAAGUAUGUCUCAGUGGCGCGGGAGGAACUUCGUGGAAUUAUAAAAGGCUCUACCUAUCUUUGUGGGUGUCAGUCAUGUAACUAUUCUAAGGGUCUGAAUGCUUAUGAGUUUGAAAGACAUGCCGGUUGCAAAUCGAAACAUCCAAACAAUCAUAUUUAUUUUGAUAAUGGGAAGACCAUUUAUCAAAUAGUACAGGAAUUGAGGAGUACCCCUGAAAAUUUAUUGUUUGACACAAUCCAAACAAUAUUUGGUGCACCAAUUAACCAGAAAGCAUUUCGCAAUUGGAAAGAAUCAUUUCAAGCAGCAACACGUGAGCUGCAACGCAUUUAUGGAAAGGAACAACGAAAUCUCUAAACCCCCAUCCCCUUUGUGCAAACUUAACUUAGGUUAGCUUUUAGCGUGCACAGCAAGCAAGAUACACCAUUUUCCGCAUUUUUAUGUAUAUUUGUUUAGUUCAGUGACCUUUGGUGCAUUGGGUACCUCUGUGGUCUCGCUCAAAGAGCUUUAUACAUAGCUUUUAUGCAAAUCAUUGAGAUAAGGAGCUUUGACUGGCAGAAUUAUUAUUAUCUAGUGUCUCAAGAAUGCUAAUGUUCUUGGGUGUUUGAACAAGCAAGACUUUGUUAAUUUUGAGGCACUGGACUCGGAUUGUGAAGUGUCCUGUAACUUUUUUAUUCGUCUUCAAAUAAACAAGGAAAAUUCACUUGUAUGGUUUGAUGGAUUCAUGAGAGGAUGAUAAAUAAAUUUCCGUUUGCUUGUGCGUUUGUUCA
Molecule: messenger RNA, 2207 nt
Organism: Cicer arietinum (chickpea)
Lineage: Eukaryota; Viridiplantae; Streptophyta; Magnoliopsida; Fabales; Fabaceae
Biological process (GO): positive regulation of transcription by RNA polymerase II
Cellular component (GO): nucleus
Molecular function (GO): histone binding; chromatin binding; RNA polymerase II transcription regulatory region sequence-specific DNA binding
Source: RefSeq, a predicted model, not a curated record